Fulmarus glacialis (Northern fulmar) is the source of this 7086-nucleotide messenger RNA. RefSeq names its product cancer susceptibility candidate 5 (gene KNL1). NCBI's taxonomy places the organism in Eukaryota, Metazoa, Chordata, Aves, Procellariiformes, Procellariidae. The record is from RefSeq and is a predicted model, not a curated record. The transcript has 26 exons. Gene Ontology annotation, cellular component: nucleus. Gene Ontology annotation, biological process: protein localization to kinetochore; cell division; attachment of spindle microtubules to kinetochore. Bases 1 to 7086 code for a protein of 2361 amino acids.
AUGAGGUGUAAAUUAGCAUUUGGAGGUCGUUCUGGACAGGGCUCCCCGGCUGUCAGCCCUGUCAGGGCGAUUUUAAAGGCUCCGCGAAAUCCUCUUGAUGAUCUGGGAAAUGGGAAUGAAUUGACGGAGGAUAUCAAUAUAGAAAAACGUAGGAAAAACUCUCGCCGUGUCAGCUUUGCGAACACCAUAAACUGCAGAGUCUUCCAGAGAGAUCUUAAGAAUAACACAGCAGAGGGAGAAAGUACAGAGUGUGCAGCAGAUACGAGGAAUGACGUCCUGCUUAAUCAAAAUGAAGAACCUGAAGCUGUUCCGUGUGAGAUCACUGGAAUGAGCACUUUGCUUCAUGCCCCUAUCCAGGCAUUGGUGCAGCAGACUGAGUGGCAUGAUGCGGACAACGCCAUUCAAAGAACAAAUAGGCAUAACACCACCCUCAUCUUUUCAGAUGAAAAUGAAAUGGAUAUGACAGCUAGUCACACUGCAGUGAUUACACGUAACCUGAAAAACAAUCAAGCUGACAAAACUGAGAAAAUAGAUAUCACAUCAUUUCUGGCUGGGUUAAACUCUAACAAUGGAAAGGCAGAAAUGAGCGAAGAAUUUCAUUUUUUCUCUGACCCUACAAACCAUUCGUGCCCAUCUUUUGAACAGAAGGAAGAUGCUACUACUGUAAAAAAAAUAAAUUUCAAUGAAUUUUUGAUGAGCUUGAACUCAAACAAAAAGGCACUCAAUCCUACUGAGGGACCUGAAAAAGAGAAUGUUUUUUUUGUCCCUUCACAAGUCUCAGAAGACAUGGCACAAUCGUCGGUGGAAUUUGUAUAUUCCCAUGAACAACUGGACACCUGCAAUGUAACAAAAGUCUUGAGGGGGCAAGAUGAUGGAAUGGAAAUGACAAAAUGCCAGGCAUCUGAUGUUAAAGCUAUGUUUUCUGGUAUUUGUAAAACUCCACCAGAGCAAUUACUGCGUGCGGAUGUUACUGAGGCAUUUACAGAUGAUGGAAUGGAUAUGACAACUAGUCACACUGCAAAAAUGUAUUUUCCCUUCUCCAGUGACCCUCAACUUUGUACAGACAAAAAAAUAGUAAAUGUUGAAGACAGACGAGAUCCUACAGUGCUGCGAACUGUUAAACAAGAGGCCAAAACAAUGUCUGCCAUCCCAGGAUCCAUUUCUUCUGAGACUGUCUUCCGAGGUGAUAAAACUGUUGUUUUUUCUAAAUGUGAUGUCAUGGAAAUUACUGGGAAUUAUAAAGAUGUAAUCCAUAAUGACAGCACUAAAGGAAUGAACAGUUCACGUCAUACAACUUUUGAAAAGCCAGUUAAUACAAACUCUUCACUAGCAGAAAACAGACAUCCAGCACAGGGUGAUAUGGACUUUACAAAGAGUCUAACAUCUUUAGGUAAUCGAGCUUCUGUGUCAUAUAAAAAUAGUGCACUUGAACGAUCUUCGGGCUCAGAUGAACGAAUCGAAAAAGUGACCCAAGAUCAUGGGACUGCUUCAGUGGAUGUUGGUUUUGAUUCAUGUACAAAUUCAUUGUCUACUGGUGUUUCUAAGAGUAGACUUCAUUCAUUGUCUACUGGUGUUUCUAAGAGUAAACUGGAGCACAGACUAGCAAACUCUCAACUUGUUUCUCUGUCAGGUGAGAAGACGGUAAUAUUCUCAGGAGAAGAUAUGGACUUGACUAAAACCAGUGUUUUCAAGGAUGAUGGAAAGAAUGUUGAAAAUGAAUCUCCUGCUGGAAUGUCCACCUCUGUCAACUGCAAACCUCAUUUUCUUGAUAACGGAUCUACAUCUCCCAAUUUAAAUGAACAGGAAGAAAUGGAAAUAACUAAAUGCCAUGCUGUUGUCAUUGAUGAUCAAAGCAAUGGGAUAACUGCAGAAGCAAAACAAAUGCACUGUAAAAUAAUUCCAAGAAAGAACCAGAACAAAAAUGUCAGUGAAGGUGCAAAUUCUUUAGAUAUGGACAAGGAAAAUCUUCAGGCGAUCAGUAUCGAUGGGAAUAUUAAAAGAAGCCAGGCUAUAGAAAUGAAUACUAAAGAUCUUGAGAUGAUAAUGGUUGACAAGAAGCUUGGAAAAACAAACUUUCAGGCAAGUGGUCCAAGUACCUGUGCAAAAAGCAUGUGUUCAUUACAAGAGCAAAAGAGAGAAGUCCCUGAGGAUAUUGUCACCGACACCUGUGCAUUCAUGUCUUUGAAAAGUCAAAAAGGUGUUAUAUCUCAACCUUUGGGAAAAAAUCUUCCAAACGCUUCAGUUUCCUGCACAAAUGACAAAACGGGCAGGUUUUCAGAUGAUGAAAACAUGGACAUAACCAAAACUCAUCCUGCUGCCUUUGAUGUUGCUCCUAUCAAUACAGUACAAGAAUACAAGAAUAAUCAUAAUCAAACCAAUGUAAUAUCCAAGCAGCUGCAAAACCAGACCUUCCCGUUUUCUGGUAGUUCUGGUGUAGAUAUCACAAGUCAGACUGCAGCAAUAGGAUGUGGGGAUUUGAAAAUGAACACAAAUAAGCAAACUGUUACUCCUUUGGCUUCAAAUGGUUCAUUUAUUUCCAGUAAUGAGCCUGCUCUCUCUGGAAUGAAAGGAAAUGAACAACUUGGAACAAUAUUAGGAAUAAAAGCAAAUUGCCAAAACUCAGACAGGCAAGAGACAACUCAUACUAUGAAGGUAGAAAACAAAGUGUUGCCAACUCCUGUAGAUUCUGAGAGAGAUUUUUCAGUUGGUAAAACAGUUUCUUCAGAAGAGGAUUUUAAAAAUCCUCACUCAGUUGAUGGCCUGCACUUGAGGGGUGCUGAAGAACCGUUACUAGCCAAUACAUCUGAACCACAUAAGGGAAGUUCCCAAUUGCCUUCAUUUUUAGAAAAGUCAGUUGUGUUUCCCUCUGGUGAAAACAUGGACUUGACUGGAAACUGUGCGAUAAUGGUUCCUGAUCACAACAUCAACCCUGUUUUAUCAGAAAGAAAAGUGGUACCUGGACACAUUGUUCAAGAUGAAAAUAAAAUAAUGUCCUUAAAAAAAGGGGUCAUGAUGACAGCAAAUAGUCAGGAGCAGCCUGCGUGCAAUGUGUACCCCUUGGUAUCUGGCAAGAAAAUGUUAACCAUGACUGAUUUAAAACAUUUGCCUUUUGCAAGUGAGAAAAUGACCGUAUUUUCAGAAGAUGCUGAUAUGGACAUCACCAGAAGUCACACAAUUUCAGCAGACAAAAUAAUUUUGCAGUGUAAAAGUUCAAGUGAUGACAUAUCCUUAAUUUCUGGAGAUAAAACUUGUGUUUUUACCUACAAUGAUGACAUGGAAAUAAGUAGACUCGAUACUAUUGCAGCUGACAAAUCUAUGGAAAAGGCUGCAUCUCAAGGGAUGCUUAACACUGCUAAAAGGACUGGAAGGAAAAGCUUGAAUGGAACAACAGGGGAAAAGACUGUUUUAUUUUCACUGAACAGUGAGAAUAAUGACAUGGAGAUCACAGAGAGCCAUACAGCUGCAAUAGGCCAUGAAAUUGUCUUGCAAAAUGAGGUAGGGCUUCGUUCCGUCUCUUCAGCUCAUCCUGUUAAAACUGUUAUGUUCACAAGGAGCCAGGCUGACAUGGACAUUACCAAGUCUUGCUCUGCUGAUAAAAUUACCGUAAAAGUUGUAUGUGAUGAUAAACUGAACUUGGAUAAGGAGGUUGGACAGCAAGCACUUUCAAAUAGCGAAGCUACUAUGUUUGCUAUGGAUGAUAUGGAAAUCACUAAAACCCAUAAUAUAGCUUUGGAAGAAAAUUCUCUGCAAGGUAGGCAACGCAAUCAGUCUGCUCCAUUAACUUCCACGAUUAUGUUUACGAGUUACCAGGCUGACAUGGAAAUGACCGAGUCUCACUCUGUUGAUGAAAGUAUUGAAAGAGUCUUAUGUGAGGAUAGGUUAAACCUGGCUAAGCAGGUUGGACAGGAGGCUGCUUCAGAUAGCAAAACCGUCAUUUUUACUUUGGCUGAGGAUAUGGAGAUCACUAAAACUCAUACAGCUCCAUUUGAUAAAACCAUUGUGUUUACCCACAACCAAGAUGAUAUGGAAAUAACUGCAUCUCAUACUAUUGCUGUUAAUAACAAUACUAAUGGAUUUGAGAACCAAGAAGUGUCACAUAAAAGCACUCGGCAACCAGACUUGCAUAGUGCAUUGUUGUCUUCUUGCAGAGAUGAAAUUGAUUCCUCGCAUACAAAAGACCUGGACGGUGAAUAUCAUGCAAAAUCUAAGGAUAAGCCCAGCAUUCCCUCUUCUGCUUCAUCAGCCUCAGCAUUUCCUAGUGAGAAAGGAGCUAUCAAAGUCCACACUGGCACAACACCAGAUUCCGUUUAUUCUGUCUCGCUUCCAGAAGAGACUACGGAUGUGCGGGCACCACAGGAUCUUGACCUUCCCACAGAUAAUUCUGCCCCUGUAAACAGUCAGCAGGAUCUCAUACAGCCAGAAAAACUGAAAUCAAAGAGAGUAUCUUUCAAGCUUCCAAGUAAUGGGCCCAUGGAUUGCAGCGAAGAAAGUAGCGAUUUGGUAUCCUGUGUUUCACUUCCCAUCCAGCAAUCAGGUUCUUUGACGGGUUCUCCAGAUGCACGUAGUACUCAGAGAAACCAAGUGUUGAAAGAUGAUGCAUCUAGACAUGAGGUUUUAGCUACAGAUUUAGGCUUGGCUGGAGCAAGCCUUGUUCCAGCUUCUAACAAGGAAUCGAAGGAAAAUGAGGGGCUGUCAGCUGAAGGGGAGACACCUCCAAAAGACUUUCAAAUAAACUCUGAACAAACUAAGCAACUUUUGGUCAGUGACAGUCCAAGAGAUCAAAUAGAUCCCACUCUUGCACCUGAAUUUUCAGGUAUUUUAAAUGUUUGUUCAAAACUGAAAAACAUUAGAAGGAAAUCUGCAGUUCUCUCUGUUUCUGAAACUGCUUUUUCUGACCAGUUGCCCAAAUCAUCAACUCAGCCAGAGGAUAUGAGGUUAGGAAAAAAUACUGUAAAUGAACUAAAUAAUUUAUUUUAUACCAAAGAGCAGGAGAACAUAUGUCUUGAAUCUGGAACUGCUCCCAUAGAUGCAAAUUUAGGCAUGGCACUUAAGGGUAAAUAUCAAGGAAUAAAUGUCCCUCUAGGUAUCUUCCAGCCUAAAUUACCGAACAGAAGAAAUCCUUCUGUUUCUAGUGUACAAGACGUAAAUGCAAAAUCUUUAGACAAAGGAGAAGCACCAGUUUCAGAAGUAAGCGUAAACGCUGGUGAAACCCCAGGUAACAAGAAGUCUAGCAGGCAGAACUUCAGCCCUUCUCAGUUUAUAGCAGAAGAAUUUCUUCCUGUCUGCCUAGAAGAAAUGGAUUCAAAUGAAUCUGUAAGCUCUGAACUCGUGGAAAAUGCUUGCAAUGAGAUAAGCAAAAAACAAAUCUCCCACAAUGAAAAGAAUCAAUUUGAAGAGACAAAAACUUGCAACAACACAAAAAGAGCUUUGGAACAACAUGAGGAGGAUCUUCAAAGUCCAAAGAAGCUCAAGGGGGAUGAAAACUUGGAUGGUGAGGUCUCCCAAGACUUGCAGGUUACUUUUGCCGCUGUGUCUCAAAGCCAAGUAGAAGUUCAUGAAGGUGAAGAUCCUCCAAAUCUGUCAGCUAAAAGCCCUGAUUGUACUCAUGCCAGCACCAGCAGCUCUCUGGAUUCUGUUAAGGCUGACACAGAAUUAACAAGUAAGACUUCCUUUCGAAGCAGUCAGAUGGAGUCUCAGCUUCUCACAGAUAGCAUUUGUGAAGAUAAUUUGCGGGAGAAAUUUCAGAAUGGUGUUAUCACAGUUGGGGAGUUUUUUACACUUCUUCAAGUCCAUCUUCCGAUUCAGAAGCCCCGGCAUAGCCAUCUUCCAGCUAGUUGUGCAGUCAGUGCACCACCUACUCCAGAAGACCUCAUUUACAGCCAGUAUGUUUAUCGCCCCAAGCUGCGUAUUUAUGAAGAAGAUUGCCAGGCCCUUUCUCAGAUGAUAGAUGAGUUAAAACCGUAUGCAGAUCUCCAGGAUCAACUCCUGGUGAAUGUGAAUAAGAGUUUGUGGGAAGUAAUGAGAACCUGCUCUGAUGAAGAGCUGAAGAACUUUGGAGCAGAAUUGAACAAAAUGAAAUCCUAUUUCACCAAGGAGAGUAAAAUCUUGGCUCACAACGAGAAAGUGACAUUGUACAGCAAAUUGCUGCAGAGCGCGCAGGAACAACACGGAAAGCUACAGUCAAGGAUAGAAAAGGUGGAUGAAUUGCUCAAGGAGGCAGAGAGCUGUCUUGUUGCUCUGGAAGCAGAUUCUGACUGGGAAGAAUGGGAAGCAGACUGCAGUGAUGAAAUGGCAGGAGGGAAAACCCUAGGGGAAGAAUUGGAAAGCCUCAAAGCCCAAGAAGAGGAACUUCAAAGAGAACUGUCAGAUCUGGAGGCUCAGAAUGAGCAAAUGCUUGCUCAGAUGAACCAGCUAAAGGAAGAAGAAAAAAGCUGCCAGGAACUCCUGGAGACAUACGACUUCACUGAGUGGGAGAUUACUGAAUGGAGUGAACAGCAGGCUGUCUUUAAUUUUCUUUAUGAUUCUAUUGAACUCACAGUUGUGUUUGGACCCCCAAUAGAUGGUGAUGUUUUUGGUGAAGAUCCUUCCAGAAAGAUAGUUAGCCUGAACUUUGAAUCUCUUUUGGAUGAGGAAGAAGCUCCACCCUCCUCAUGUUUAGUCCAGAGACUCAUCUUCCAGUUUAUUGAAAGUCAGGGAUGCUGGCAGGAAAAGUGUCCCACACUGUACUACUUGCCCCAGGUUCUUCAUGAUGUCUCUUUGGUGGUGAGUCAUUGCAAGAUCUUAGGAGAGGAGAUUGAAUUUCUGGAGAGAUGGGGUGGAAAAUUUAAUCUUCUGAAAACAGAUAUCAAUGACACAAAAGUGAAGCUUUUGUUCUCCGCUUCCACAGUUUUUGCAAAGUUUGAGUUGACCCUGUCUCUAUCUGCCAGCUACCCAUCUGUUUCACUGCCUUUUACUGUCCAAAACCAAAUUGGGAAUAUUGGGGAGGAGGAGAUUUCUGCUGUUCUGUCCAAUGUACCUGUUGGUUACCACUAUCUGCGGAGAAUAGUCAGCUUGAUUCAUCAAAAUUUGCUCCAGGAUCCCAGAUGA